GAAUCGGUGAAGAAGACGACUCUUGAGAGAAAAGGAAGAAGAAGCAAUUUCAAUGGAGAAGAAACCGGAGAAGAGAGGGAUGAUCGACACGUGGAUUGAUAAGCACCGUUCGAUCUAUACGGCGGCGACACGCCAUGCUUUUGUCGUCUCGAUUCGCGACGGAUCCGUUGAUCUCUCGUCCUUCAAAACUUGGCUGGGGCAAGAUUAUCUGUUCGUGAGGGGAUUUGUGCCGUUUGUAGCAAGUGUGUUGAUCAGAGCUUGCAAAGAUUCCGGCGAGAGUUCCGAUAUGGAAGUGGUGCUUGGUGGUUUGGCGUCGUUGAAUGAUGAAAUUGAAUGGUUUAAAAGAGAAGGAUCAAAAUGGGAUGUUGAUUUCUCCACCGUUGUGCCUCAAAAUGCUAAUCAAGAUUAUCGCAGGUUUUUGGAAGCUCUGAUGAGCAAUGAGGUGAAGUAUCCGGUGAUUAUGACAGCUUUCUGGGCAAUUGAAGCAGUGUAUCAAGAGAGCUUUGCUCAUUGUUUGGAAGACGGGAACAAAACUCCGGUGGAGCUUACCGGAGCUUGUCAUCGGUGGGGGAAUGACGGGUUUAAACAGUAUUGUUCGUCUGUCAAGAACAUCGCCGAACGUUGUCUGGAGAAUGCCUCCGGAGAGGUGCUCGCUGAAGCGGAAGAUGUGCUUGUACGAGUUCUUGAACACGAGGUCGCCUUCUGGGAGAUGAGUCGUGGAGGACAGUAGCUAAUGUUUGGGUUUGAAUUUCUCUUUUCCUCUAAAUUCCUAAAAGAAACAAGUUUCAAUCUU
This is a messenger RNA of Arabidopsis arenosa, 793 nucleotides long. The record is from the annotation of a GenBank genome assembly. Lineage: Eukaryota; Viridiplantae; Streptophyta; Magnoliopsida; Brassicales; Brassicaceae.